This is a messenger RNA of Mercenaria mercenaria, 7614 nucleotides long. RefSeq names its product neutral alpha-glucosidase AB-like. The record is from RefSeq and is a predicted model, not a curated record. Lineage: Eukaryota; Metazoa; Mollusca; Bivalvia; Venerida; Veneridae. Gene Ontology annotation, biological process: N-glycan processing; carbohydrate metabolic process. Gene Ontology annotation, molecular function: carbohydrate binding; alpha-glucosidase activity. The transcript is spliced from 19 exons. The coding region runs from base 221 to 2383 and encodes 720 amino acids.
AUAUAUGUUUAGGCGUAGGUAGCUUGGAAUUGAUUGGUUUGUUUGUAGGGGCUGGAUAGAGGGUGUAACCUCUUGGUUUUCCGACCGUUUCAGACCUGAGGAACCAGCGCAACCUGGUGAGGAGGAAGAAAACAAGGAAGGGGAAGAGAACCAGGAAGGUGAGAAUGUAGAAGGUGGAGAGGAAAAGAAAGAUGAACAAAAGGAGGAAGGAGAACCAGGAAUGUGGGAGGAAACUUUUAAAAACUUCCCCGAUUCCAAACCACAUGGUCCAUCCUCUGUUGGUGUUGAUAUAUCAUUUCCUGGAUUUGAGCAUGUAUAUGGUAUACCUGAACAUGCUGAUUCCAUGGCUCUCAAAACUACCAAGAGUACAGACCCAUACAGAUUGUUUAACUUGGAUGUGUUUGAGUAUGAGUUGUAUAAUCCCAUGGCGUUAUAUGGUGCUGUCCCUGUGAUGAUGGCACAUAAUGAGAAGAGAACAGUUGGUGUGUUCUGGCAUAAUGCCGCCGAGACUUGGAUAGAUAUCAGCUCUAAUACAGCAGAUAAGAAUUUCUUCUCAAAGAUAGCUGAUAUAGUUAAGGGAGGCAGUAAAGAGAUACCACAGACAGACACACACUGGAUCUCGGAGAGUGGUGUAAUAGAUGUGUUUAUCAUGCUUGGACCUUCCGCACAUGAUGUGUUCUACCAGUAUGCACAGCUGACAGGAACUACUAAUCUACCACCUAUGUUUGCAGUUGCCUACCACCAGUGUAGAUGGAAUUAUAAUGAUCAAGAUGAUGUUAAAAAUGUUGAUGCUAUGUUGGACCAAUAUGAUAUUCCAUAUGAUGUCAUCUGGUUAGAUAUUGAACACACAGAUGGUAAAAAGUAUUUCACGUGGGAUAAUGAUAAAUUUUCCCAACCAGAAGAAAUGAUAAACAAUGUAGCAUCAAAGGGGCGUAAGAUGGUAACAAUUGUUGACCCACAUCUUAAACGGGAUGAUAAUUACCAGGAAUAUAGAGAGGCAAGGGACAAGGGUUACAUGGUAAAGAAUAAAGACGGCAAUGACUACGAUGGUUGGUGCUGGCCAGGAUCUUCAAGUUGGCCAGACUUUGCUAACCCUGAAGUGAGACAGUGGUGGGCGAGCAAGUUCCACUAUGAGGAUUACCAUGGUAGCACACCAGACCUGUUUACCUGGAACGAUAUGAACGAACCGUCUGUGUUUAACGGACCAGAGAUUACAUUCCAUAAAGAUGUUUUACACAUGGAUGGCUAUGAGAAUAGAGAUUUACAUAACAUGUAUGGAUUUUAUGUGCAACAAGCCACAGCGGAAGGUCAGUUAGUGAGAAGUGAUAACAAAGAAAGACCAUUUGUCCUGACCAGAGCUUUCUUUGCUGGCUCACAGAGAUAUGGUGCUGUAUGGACAGGAGACAAUAUGGCAGAGUGGAGCCAUUUAAAGGUAUCCAACCCAAUGUUACUCUCGUUGAACUUGGCUGGAAUCACAUUUUCUGGAGCAGACGUUGGUGGUUUCUUCAAGAAUCCUGACACAGAAUUACUCACAAGAUGGUACCAGGCAGGAGCAUUCCAGCCAUAUUUCAGAGCACAUGCCCAUAUUGAUACAAAGAGACGGGAACCGUAUCUUCAGCCUGAGGGAAAUAUGAAGGUUAUUCGUCACGCCAUCAGGACCCGUUACUCUUACCUACCAUUCUGGUACACACUCUUCUAUGAAGGAGAAACAAAAGGUGUCCCUCCGAUGAGACCGCUGUGGGUAGAAUAUCCGACUGAUAGAGAUACAUUUAGCAUGGAUGAUGAAUAUUUACUAGGUACAUCAUUGUUGGUGAAGCCAAUCACAGAGCCCAGUCAGACAGGUACACAGGUGUAUUUCCCAGGCAGUGGUGAGGUAUGGUAUGAUGUGGAUACAUUUAAACCUUACAAUGGUGGUCAGACAACAUAUGUUGAAGCACCUUUAUCAAAGAUUCCAGUAUUCCAGAGAGGAGGUUCAAUAGUUCCUAGAAAAUUUAGAAUACGAAGGUCAUCUUCUUUAAUGGUUCAUGAUCCGUUUACUCUCAUAGUAUGUCUGGAUAAAAAGGGAGCAGCUAAAGGUAGUUUAUACAUAGAUGAUUACCAUACAUUUAACUACAGAAAGGGAGAAUAUCUACUUCGAGACUUCUCUUUUGAUCAAAAUGAAUUCCAUAGUCAGUCUGGUGAUCAGUUUGGUAAUUUUUCUACCAAAGAAUGGAUGGAGAGAAUAAUUGUUGUUGGUCUUCGAACAGGGCCUACUAAAGCUGUUUUAAAAGUUAAAGGUGAAGAAAGAUCUUUACACUGGGAAUACAACAGUCAAACUGGACAGCUCAUUAUACGAAAGCCGGGAGUUAAUAUUGCCUCAGAUUUUAGUAUUAAAUUAUCGUGAUAGCUGUAUGUGAUCUGCAUGUAAUUAAUGUUAAAUGAGAGUGUUUUGAUAAAAAAUAAAUAUAAGUAAGAUAGUCUGGUUGUAUGUUUGAUAUAGGGGCAUUUUGUUCAUUUUUAUUCCUUUAACUUUCGACUAGUGCUAAAGAUAUUUUUUCUUAUAGAUGGGUGAAUGAGAUGGGAGGGGUGAAUGUCAGGUGAAAGGUGAUGAAAUCUUGUAGUAUAAAGUUGAUACAUUGCUCAUAUAGGUUAGAUCAUUGCAUGUUAAUUCCAUCUUAAUUAUGACUAUCAGUGUAAACAGAGCAGGUAGCACUGUUAUAUACCACCUUUGGUCCCUAAUGCAAUCUUUUUACCUUUAUAACUUUUUUUUUAUUUUAUGUAGAACUACAGUUGUUGUAACUUGGUCAGUAUAUGGGUUAAAUGUUGUUUUUGACUGGUAUAGUACUUUAAGCAAUAUUUUUGGAUAUGAAUAAAAUGUAGCAGAAUCUUCGUAAUGUAAGAAUUGUUCCUAGUUUCUGAAUGACUAAAUGGUUAUUGACUAAAUGUAUACUUACUCAUGGGUAGAAUUACUGAUACUUUUGGACUUUCAGUUGAACACAUUCAACCAUUAAGUAGUCAUCGACAGCUGUUUGCCUGUCACUUGGUCCCACUGAAUGUUUACUAAAAAAUAUUUUCUAACAUCAUUUUGUAAAUAGCUGCUGAAAACAUUUUUUUUUUAUUUAUUUUUAUAGUUCUAGAAUCUUAAACUAGCUAGCUGCUUUACCAGAAUAUAGAAAUUGAUAGUACACUGUGUUGGUUCUUUGUAAGAAAGCAAUGUGUUUUACCUCUGGUGGCUACAUUUACAUAACUUUUGCAUAGAGAUUUCAAAUAGAACAUGUGAAUUUGAUGUUAGUCAAGAUUUCCAAUAAAAAAAAUUCUUAUAUUUCGAGAGUUAAUAUAUCUGGAACUAUUUAAAGGACAAGCCAAGCAUUUAAUUAUGGAGGAAUUAAACUUGAGAAAAUCUCAGUUGAUAUUAAUAAUAUCCAUCAAAUCAUAAGUUAUUUUUCAUUCAAGGGUAUUAUUGCGGCUAUGCUAUUACUGUGGCCUGAAUAAACUAUGUUCUGAUUUUAAUUAAUUGCUCUUCACACUAAAGCUUCUCAAUCCUUGUUUAUUGAUCUUAAUUGUCCUUUAGCAAGGGUUAUAGACUGAAACCAUUGAAGUCAGGGCUGGUGGAUGGGAUUUAUGUCCUGCAAGUUGGUUGUCUAGAAUAUUGUGCUGGAAAAAUCAAAAGAUGCUCUUGUUCACACAUUUCUAGUCAGCACAUUUCUUACCAUUUACAUAUAGCUCAUUUUCUUCUAAUAGUCAUCAGUUAUUUUCAUUGUUUAAAAAAAAAAAUAGUGGUAGUACAUGAAUAACAGUAGGAAUAUCUUGGGUUCUACAAAGUUUAGUCAUUGUCAGUGUGGAUCAUACCAGUAUUUUUAUUUUGCACAUCUGUAUGACACAUGUACUGACAAUAUCAUAAAUCCUAUUUUCUACUAAAACUUCAUAGUUUACACAGUAAAAUCAUAUUCAUAUAACAUAACAGUACUAGCAUUGUUAACUGUUCUCCCAUUUUGUUGUCUGAAGAACCAGAACAUCACUAAAAGAAUAUAAGUCUAGAGAAGACACUUUUUUCAUUGCAGUUUUCAUCACAUGCUGACUAGUAACUUGUGUUUUUAUUGUAAAAUAAUUUGUACCCUUUGAAUAAAUAUCAGAAAGUUAUAUUAUGUCUGAUGUAUGAAGUAAGCUUUGUGUAAAAGUGACAUUUAUUGUACUUCAAAGGAUAUGAACAUAUUUAAUCAGUGUUUCUAAAACAUAAUUGUAAAAUGACUGGAAAUUGCAUGCUGAAAAUAUUUGUUUACAUUUAAUUUAUUGUCAGAUUAAAACAGGCAAUAUUGCUUGUCUGUACUUGAUUGAUAGGGGACAAUAAAAGUUAAUUAACCUUUUUUUUUCAUAUGUUUCUAAAUUUACCAAGGAAAAAAUUUAAUGCACAGUAAGAUACAUGUUUUCUAAAUUUUUUACAAAGAGCAAAAUGGUUCUUUCUGACGUAAUGUCUAGCAUGCAGGAUUAGAAUAGAAAUAUUUGUUAAUUGGUAACUAGUGUGAGUGUUUGUGUAGUGAAAAUGAGUUUAUAUUUGGGCUGUUAUAUUAGAAAAAUUGAAAAGAUUACUUUGUGCUGUUGUUAAUAUGUUAAGUUUUCUUAACAUGUUUAUAUUUGAAACAUGGGAAUGUGAAAAUAUUUAAAUAUUUGUAUUUGAAAAUGUACAACAUUUUAUACAUGUACUGGAAGAAUAUUUUAAGGAAGAUGUCCAAGAGAGAGUAGGGCUUUAAAAUUUAGAUCUUUAUAUUUUAUAAACUGAACAGUUCAGUUACAUGUGAUGAUGUUACACACCUUUCUGGUCAGUAGGGGGAGAUUUGUACAAGAAAUUAGGAUAUGCUGCUUCAUCUUUCUGGAAGGCAAAAGUUCCCUUCCUCCAUAUCUCUGCCCUUGUGUUGCCAACUAACACCGAGAGUGUAACUGACAUUUCCAUGUAACUAGGACUGUAACUCAAUUGUGAUUAAACUCUGCAUAGUAGUGCAAGUAUAUUUACUAAUGUUUGUUUUAAGAGAAAUGUUUGCAGCUAUUUAAGGCUUUACACCUAGUAUUUAUUCAAGACUUGGUUGUAUAAAAGCAUGUUACUUUUUGGCAUAAAUGUUAUAGUUGCCUACAAGUGCUAUAAGCAUUCAUGUGCUAUAUUCAUAUGUUGCCAGGGUAACAACAGUGUAUGAUUUGAAUUGCCCUGCUGUAAUAAAAGAAGAUCCACCAUAGUGCUAUAUUUAUUUUUAGUAUGGAAAUGAAUGAGAUUUAAAUGUUCAACCUGUAAUCAUGUUCAUUUGUUAUACAAUGAACUGCCAGCUUGUUCACAGUUUCCCAGACAUUUGAACUGUAUUUAACACACGGCAGUCACCGAUUACCAUUUCACGUAAUGGAAUUACAUUAAAAGUUGUUACAAAUGAUAAAUGCCUGGCAGUUCAUGCUGUAAUAUAAUAUGAGCCACGCCAUGAGAAAACCAACAUAGUGGGUUUGCAACAAGCAUGGAUCCAGACCAGCCUGCGCAUCCGCGCAGUCUGGUCAGGAUCCAUGCCGUUCACUAACAGUUUCUCUAAUUCCAAUAGGCUUUGAAAGCGAACAGCAUGGAUCCUGACCAGACUGCGCGGAUGUGCAGGCUGGUCUGGAUCCAUGCUGGUUGCAAACCCACUGUGUUGGUUUUCUCAUGGCAUGGCUCAAUUAUUGUUUUAGAUUCAAUGAAACUGGAUUGAGUUGAGAUCACGUGUUCAAUUUGCUGUCUGCAUAUAGCAUAGACUGGACACAUGCCCUUUAUUCAGCUGUGUUACUGCACCCAGUCUCUUAUCAAAAGAUUAUGUGUUUUACCAGUGUUAGCAUUUUAUCCGCUGGAGAAAUACAGAAAUAUACUAAAGACAUUAGUGAUCUCUCUCUGAAAGGUAUUGGUGUUAAUUUUACUGUUACUCUAGUUACUUAACAAAUUGUGGUGUAUGGUCAUGUAGAAGUUGUGAUGGUAUUGGUUAUAAACAUUGAUAAGUCUGCUAUGUAUGUGAGAAUACAGUCUGUAUAGAAUGAAUAUGAGUAUCAUCGAAAUCCAAUUUAGUAAGGUUUCAUUUCAGUCAUUUUUACAGUCAAAAACAUUUUUCUUCAUUUGCUGUUUAAAAAACUAUUAACAAAUUGAAAUUUGAAGCUAUGUACAAAGUUGAAUAGUUAAUAAAAUUUUGUUUUAAGGACAUGCAGCAGACAUGAUGGGGAUACUACUUGGUGUUGUAAACAUAUAAAUUAAAAUAACUAUUCUUUAUUUAUAUUUUGAGGUUGAUGGGUCAAUUGUUAACUGUAAAUUUCACCUGGUGACACUUUGUGGCUCUAGUACAAUAUUGGCUCUUGCAUGGAAAGGUUUAUAAAACAAAUUUGAAAGUAGUCAGUUUCUAAACCUGUGUUGCUAAAUGGUAAAUUAAAGUCACCAACUGAUUGCUUGCCUUCACCUCUAUGCAUGUUGGUACGAUAUUUUAUAUAGCCAAUUAUAUUUUACGCCAGCUGGUAAAGUUUGUUUGAGACACUAUUAUUUAAUACCUACUGUAAUUUAUUAAACUUUUUAUUGGAGGCAAUGGUUUUUUCACCAUUAGACAAAAACAAGUAACAGCGAACAUUUCAUCAUUUGUAGAUGUAUGUAAAUGUGCCAGCAAGGUAUAUUGACUGAAUACAAGAUGUACUAAUUUCGUCAUAUUUCCUGUUAGAAACAUGCCGAUAGUUGUAUAAAUUCACAACUACAGUCAAUGUAAUAGUUAUACCUAACUCAGAUAAUAUACCUAAUUUGGAUAAUAAAUAUGAUGCUAUUUCUUUUAGCUAGUUGAUUCAUUCCAUUUUCGGAUACCAUUCCACAAAACAAAACUUUCAGAGAUCUGGCUAUUACAUGUCCUCUCAAAACAGAAUGAAGGGCCUCCAUGGCCUAGUUUUUAAGCUCACUGACUUCAAAUCACUUGCCCCUCACCGAUGUGGGUUCGAGCCUCACUCGGGGCAUUGGAUUCUUCAUGUGAGGAAGCCAUCCAGCUGGCUUACAGAAGGUCGGUUGUUCUACCCAGGUGCCCACUCGUGGUGAAAUGAUGCACGAAGGAGCACCUGGGAUCUUCCUCCACCAUCAAAGCUGGAAAGUCACCAUAUGACCUAUACUUGCGUCGGUGCAAUGUUAAAACCAAUAAAAAAUACUAAGCGCUCUUACAGUAGUAUGACGAAAACUGAAGUGUUUAAAGUAUAAUUUGAACUUAUGCCGAAAACUGAAGUGUUUAAAAUAUAAUUUGAACUUAUGCCGGAUACUGAAGUGUUUAAAAUAUAAUUUGAACUUUUUCAUUUCAUAUUCUUUCAUAAUGAAAUGUUAUUUGGUAUAAAUGUUGUAUUCAUUUUCCAAAGACCUACUUACCUACAUGAAUGUAUAAAUGGCAUUAAGUACUACAAAAAUCUGCUUAUACAAUAUGAAAGGGAAUAAAGAUGUAAGAUAUUGUAUGUAUAUCUUGUUAUAAAUUGAAAAAUAUUUGGAAUGCUGUAGUAAAUGUGAGUAUUAAAAGAUUGAGUAAAUCUGAGCUAAUUUUUGGAAUCUUUCACAUUAAAUUUGUACAAAAUAUGAUAUUGAAGUCUUUUUCAAUGAAAAAUAAAAUAUGAAACAUAUCAAAACUGCAA